AUGGAUUCAGCUGGAAGUGCUUCUGUUUCAACAGUGACGACGAAUGAAGGUGGUUUACAAUCCCAAGUUGCUGAUGCAGUGGAAUCGGCUUCCGCUUUCUCCAAUACCGGAAAAGCUGAGCAGGGAAACGAAGACAUCAGCAAUCUUGAACCAUUCGUACAAUUUCGUUGCAGUAUAUGCAAUUUGACGGAAAAAUGUUUUUUCGGUGAACUCAAGGCUUCGGAUGGGUUCUACCCUGCACCAGUGUUCUACAUGAGGGACCCGUUCGUGCCUCCUCGGCGUGUAAAAGGGCGAAAACCAUUACUAUCCGAUUUUCUGGUGAUUGGUUCAACCUGUUCCUUGUGCAAUCAGUCUGUUUGCCUUGACAAGGCAUGCGGCGUUUAUUUCGGCACUUUAUUCUGUACAACCUGUAUCGUUCGUGAACGCAGGCGGUUUCCAGAAAUGAUUCUUCAGAUAGUUGCAAAGGCGCAGUCGGUUACAUCAAAUUUCAAGGACACCAUUAAUUCAUCAUCACGUAAGUAA
Haemonchus placei is the source of this 522-nucleotide messenger RNA. The record is from the annotation of a GenBank genome assembly. NCBI's taxonomy places the organism in Eukaryota, Metazoa, Nematoda, Chromadorea, Rhabditida, Trichostrongylidae.